AUGGUUGUAAUUAUACCAAAAUCAGAAAAAGAAUUUACAGAUCUUUCUUAUUGGAAAAAAUUUUUUAAGCAUAAUUCUUCAUUUGAAUGGUAUGGAGAUUAUUCAAAACUUGGACAAAUUUUUGAGAAAUAUAUUAAAUCUACAGAUUUUAUUUUACAAAUUGGUUGUGGAAAUUCUUCUUUGGCUGAUGAUCUUUAUGAUAAUGGUUAUAGAAAUAUUUUGAGUAUAGAUACUGAUCAAAAUGUAAUCGAUAAACAAAAUAAAAAGAAUUUGGAAAAUAGGCCUACAUUAAAAUUCAAAAAUUGUUCUGCUUCAAAUAUUGAUUUACAAAAUUCUUCAGUAAAUGUAAUAAUUGAUAAAGGAACAUUAGAUGCUCUACUUCCCUCAAAAUAUUCUGAAAAAGAAUAUAUUUUAGUUGAUUCAAUUUUUAAUGAAAUUGAAAGAUGUUUAGCUCCAUUUGGACGUUAUUUAAUUUUAAGUUCACAAGAGCAUAUUAUUCAGAAAUUGUUAAAUUAUUUUGAUAAAAAUCAAUUUAUUAUUCGGUUUCAAAAAUGUUUUCAAUCUGGAAAAGAAUUUGUAAUGCCUGUUUUUGCUGUUAUUAUUACUAAAUUAAAAAUUCCUUUACCUCAAAAACGGAAAAUUGAAUAUUUAAAUGGACUAGAUAUACAACCAGAAUUAAUUGAAACUUCAGAAAAGUUAAUAGAGAGAAUAAAAGCAGAACAACAAUUGAGUUGGUUUAAACAUUAUAUAUCAAAAGGGCCAAUUGAAGAGGCUUCUCUUAAAAUUUAUUUUUCUAAUGGAAAAGAAAGAUAUGAACUUUAUAUAGUAGAUGAGUAUAAUAUAAAGAAAUUAACUAAAUAUGGAGUUUUUAUUGUACCGCUGGGAAGAGAAAAUGAUUGGAUUUUUGUAACGGCAAAAGGACGUCAAAAUCUUCGAAUGAAUUGUCAGUUGCAUAGAUUAAUUAUGAUAAAUUAUUUAUCGUUGGGGUCAACAGAUGUUAGCGAAACUAUUGAAACUGGAAAUUCUAAAAUAAAUGGGAAAUGGACUGUAGAACAUGUUAUUGCUAAUGAAUUGACAUAUCGACGUUUAAUUUUUUUAGAUAGUUCAAAUUUAGUUCAAUCAGAAGUUGAAGUAAAUAAAAUAAAAAAUAAAACAAAAGAAGAUGAAAAAGAAUGGAAAAUUAAUUGGUCAAAUCCUUUUAGCUGUGAACAUCACAAAAAUAUGACUUUGGCUCUUAAUUUUCUUUUUGAUAAAGAAGGAAGAAAUAUUUUAUUAGAAAAUGUCUUAAAUGAAAAGUUGAGAAUUGCGUUGCUGGGAGUGGGUGGAGGGAUUAUUUUAAAAGCUUUUCAUGAUAUUUUAAUAAAUUCAAUUUUUGUUGGUGUUGAAUUGGAUGAGGAAGUUGUAGAAAUUGCUUCCAAACAUUUUGAAUUCCCCAAAAAUUCAGAACGUAUAAAAAUUGUUAUUUGUGAUGCAAUUAAUUUUAUAAAAGAAUCUGCUGAACAAGUUGAUAAAUUCGAUAUAAUUUUUGUUGACUUGUCCGGACAAGUAAAUCCAGAAGGUUUGUAUUGCCCUCCGUCCCAAUUUGUUACAAAAGGAGCUUUGACAUUUAUGAAGAAAAUGAUUAAAAAUGGAGGAGUUUUGGCGUUAAAUUUAGUUACUAGAGAUGAACAAACUUCUGUAGAUGUAAAGAAAACAAUAAAAUCUGUUUUUAGUUCUGUCUAUUGCGUUAGAGGAGAUGAGGAUGUUAAUGAAAUUGUUUUUUGUUCACUUUCACCUAAAAAUGAAAUUGAUGAGAUGAUUAAAGAGACAAAAAGUCGACAACUUCCUACAAAUAUAUGUAACUGGUUAAAAGAAUACACAGAUAGGAUAGAAAAGAUUGUUGAAUUUACAAUUUAA
Meloidogyne enterolobii is the source of this 1896-nucleotide messenger RNA. NCBI's taxonomy places the organism in Eukaryota, Metazoa, Nematoda, Chromadorea, Rhabditida, Meloidogynidae. The record is from the annotation of a GenBank genome assembly.